AUGGGCUCAGAAACCCCUUUAAAGCUUCCUGUCAUUGACGUUACUAACCUCAGCUUGGAAGUCAACGGUCCAAAGUGGGAGGCAGUGAAAUCCCAAGUGCACAAUGCACUAAUAGAGUAUGGUUGCUUUGAAGCAAUUUAUCAUAAAGUUCCUUUAGACCUUCUCAAAGCCAUGUUUGCUGCUAUAAAGGAGCUAUUUGAUCUCCCCCUACAAACCAAGCAACUCAAUGUGUCUCAGAAGCCAUAUCAUGGUUAUUUUGGGCAACAUUCUAUGGUUCCACUUUUUGAGAGCAUGGGCAUUGAUGAUGCAAAUGUCUAUGAGAAAGUAGACAACAUGACCAACACUUGGUGGCCUAAUGGAAACCCAAGUUUUAGCAAAACUAUACAAUCCUACUCUGAGCAGCUAUCAGAGUUAGAUCAGAUUAUUAGGAAGAUGAUUUUGGAGAGCUUGGGUGUUGAGAAGUACUUCGAGGAACACGUGAACACAUCCAAUUAUGUUCUCAGGGUUAUGAAGUACGAAAGUCCUCAAAACAAUGACACAGAGGUAGGACUCAGCGAGCACACAGACAAGAGUAUAAUGACCAUAUUGUACCAAAAUGAAGUGGAGGGUUUAGAGGUUAUGACCAAAGAUGGAAAAUGGAUAAGCUGCAAGCCUUCCUCGAACAGUUUCGUUAUUGUGAUUGGUGACUCACUCCAUGCAUGGUCAAACGGCAGGGUGCCUCAGCCGUUUCACAGAGUGGUGAUGAGUGGGGAUGAGGCAAGGUACUCCGUAGGGCUGUUCUCUGCUCCCAAAGGAGGGAACCUUGUAAAAGCCCCAGAGGAGCUGGUUGACGAAGAACACCCUCUGCUCUUCAAGCCUUUUGAUCCUAUUGACUUCUUCAAUUAUACUUCCACUGAAAAAGGCAUGAGAGAUCAGACUCCUCUGCACACUUUCUGUGGUGUUUGA
Gastrolobium bilobum is the source of this 945-nucleotide messenger RNA. RefSeq names its product probable 2-oxoglutarate-dependent dioxygenase AOP1. The transcript is spliced from 3 exons. Gene Ontology annotation, molecular function: dioxygenase activity. Lineage: Eukaryota; Viridiplantae; Streptophyta; Magnoliopsida; Fabales; Fabaceae. The record is from RefSeq and is a predicted model, not a curated record. The coding region runs from base 1 to 945 and encodes 314 amino acids.